This is a messenger RNA of Zasmidium cellare ATCC 36951, 2373 nucleotides long. RefSeq lists its product as uncharacterized. Gene Ontology annotation, biological process: cysteinyl-tRNA aminoacylation. The coding region runs from base 1 to 2373 and encodes 790 amino acids. NCBI's taxonomy places the organism in Eukaryota, Fungi, Ascomycota, Dothideomycetes, Mycosphaerellales, Mycosphaerellaceae. The transcript has a single exon. The record is from RefSeq and is a predicted model, not a curated record. Gene Ontology annotation, cellular component: cytoplasm. Gene Ontology annotation, molecular function: cysteine-tRNA ligase activity; ATP binding.
AUGGCGCAGCCUGAAUGGCGCGCCCCGACGUCCUCCCAGACCGGCCUUCCAAAACUCUCCAUCUACAACUCUCUAACUCGAAACAAGACUCCCUUUGUGCCUCGAGAAGGCAAGAAGGUGAGCUGGUAUGCUUGCGGGCCCACAGUAUACGAUGAUUCGCAUUUGGGACACGCGAGGAAUUACGUCUCGCAAGAUAUCAUACGACGGAUCAUGCAGGAUUACUUCAAGUUUGAUGUCACCUUCGUCAUGAACAUUACGGACGUCGACGACAAGAUCAUCUUGGCUGCGAGAAAGCAAUACCUCCUGAAUCAGUUCCUCUCCGAACACAAGUCCGUAAACGAUGAGCUCAAGAGGACUGCACUGGAGGCAUAUCGAGCAUACUUGGCGAAGAAUCUCCCCUUGCUUGGUGACACAAAGCCUGAGUCAUACAAGGAGGAAUCAAAGAAGCAGUAUGGUCAUGUGUUAGAGGGCAAGAGCUUGGCAAAUGAUGGCACACCACCCGGCGACAAGGAGGCGAAGGUCAAGAUGUACCUGAACGAAGCAUCAUCAGCUGCAGAGGCAUUACAGUCGGAUACAUCCUUCGAAGACUUCAAGACCAAGGCCGCCAAUGUUCUUGGACCAUACAUCGACUCUCUACGAUCGUCCACAGUGCAGGGCAAAGACCAUGACAUCUUCACACAGCUCACGAAGAAAUAUGAAGGUCGCUUUUUUGACGACAUGCACGCAUUGAACGUCCUCGACCCAGACAAAUUGACCCGUGUCACCGAGUACGGACCACAGAUUGUCAAAUUCGUCAGGCAAAUACAGGACCACGGGUUCGCAUACGAGAACGAGGGCUCCGUCUACUACGAUACGUCUGCCUGGGAAGAGACUGGAGGUGUUUAUGCCAGACUGGAGCCAUGGAACCGAAACGACAAGGAACUACAAGCUGAUGGCGAAGGGUCGUUGUCUGCAAAGAAGACAGGCUUCAAGAAAUCGGGCGCAGACUUUGCGCUUUGGAAGGCAUCGAAAGCAGGCGAGCCUAGCUGGGAGUCGCCGUGGGGCGAGGGCAGACCCGGGUGGCAUAUCGAGUGCAGUGCAAUGGCAUCAGAUGUUCUUGGAAAGCAGAUUGACAUCCACUCUGGAGGCAUCGAUCUCGCAUUCCCGCAUCACGACAACGAGCUUGCUCAGUCUGAAGCCUACUGGGCCAAGUCGGGCAAGGAGAGUGAGCAAUGGGUCAACUACUUUCUGCACAUGGGUCACUUGAGCAUAUCCGGCAGCAAGAUGAGCAAAAGCUUGAAGAACUUCACCACAAUCAAAGAGGCACUCAGCAAGGGCGACUUCACUCCAAGAUCUCUUCGCGUCAUCUUUCUCCUCGGAGCUUGGAGGGAUGGGCUUGAAAUCACUCCAGACCUACGGAAAGCCAGUGUUGCCUGGGAAGAAAGAGUCGACAACUUCUUCCUGAAAGUGCGCGACAUUCAAUUGCAUCCAUCCAGUGGCCUGACUGAGGGACUCAGCAAUGGCACCACCGCUCAUACCCAUGAGCUUGAUGCACUCCUUGAGUCUUCCAAGCAAAAGCUCGACGAAGCACUUCUAGAUUCUUUUGACACCCCCACGGCGAUGCGUAUCUUGUCAGACUUGAUAACCGCAUACAACUCGACAGCCAGCGUUCCAGACGCCACCUCCGUAGCAAUUGGCAAAUGGAUCACCGAGGUUGUGGUAAUGUUUGGGUUGGAUGGCGAAUACAGACAAGGUCAGAUGGGCUGGUCUGGCGUUGACAUUCCUGAGAAGGCAAAGCCAUUCGUCUAUCCCCUAUCAUCGCUCCGAGACAAGAUCCGUGAGCAGACCAAGAAGGGAGGGGUCGACUUGCAGUCACUAGGCCGCUUGGACGAGAAGGACACCAUGUACGAUGACUCGCAACCAUACGCUAGGGCGAACGCAGACUUCCAGAGGAAGGUAGUGGAGCUUCACCAGAAGAACGCAACACCGCAAGAAUACCUCGCGGCUUGCGAUCAUCUGCGAGACAGCGUGCUCUGGGACCUGGGAAUCUACCUCGAAGAUCGAGAAGGACGACAUGCCCUUGUGAGGCCACUUUCUGUGUCUUUGCAGCAAGAGAGAAAAGAUCGUGAAGCAGCGGCAGCAUCAAAAGCGGCCGCCAAGGAGAAGGCCAAGGCAGACAAAGAAGCUGCCGACAGAGAACGACUGGAAAAGGGGAAGCAGUCUCAUCUGGAUAUGUUCCGAACCAGCGAGUACACCGAAUGGGAUGCGGAGGGACUACCGACCAAAGAUGCAGAAGGUAAAGAGGUUGCCAAGUCGAAGUCGAAGAAGCUGCGAAAAGACUGGGAGCGACAGAAGAAGCUGCAUGAGGCGUGGCAGGAAGCGCAAGGGAAGUAG